Messenger RNA from Penicillium cataractarum, 1755 nucleotides. RefSeq names its product asparagine synthetase domain-containing protein. Lineage: Eukaryota; Fungi; Ascomycota; Eurotiomycetes; Eurotiales; Aspergillaceae. The record is from RefSeq and is a predicted model, not a curated record. Gene Ontology annotation, molecular function: asparagine synthase (glutamine-hydrolyzing) activity. The transcript is spliced from 2 exons. The coding region runs from base 1 to 1755 and encodes 584 amino acids.
AUGUGUGGGAUCUUCUUUUCCUUGUCAAGGAGGCCCACUGUACCAAAUUCAGAAACCAAGUCUCUACUGAUUCAACGCGGCCCUGACAGCUGUCAGACGCACACAGUUCAACGGGAGGUUCAGGCACAAGAUGGAGUGUCUGCGCCAAUAACCCUGUACUUGACGUUCAUCUCGACAGUGCUAUCACUGCGAGGUGACCAUGUCUACAAGCAGCCCCUUGUAGACUCGGCAAGCCAAUCUGUGCUCUGCUGGAAUGGGGAAGCCUGGAAGAUUGCUAACGAGCGGGUCUCGGGCAACGAUACAGAGCUUGUCUUUGAUCGAUUCGUCCAAGCUGUGACGGGAGAUGCCGAUCAGGCUAUUGAGAACUUUGCGAGUGCAGUUGCGGAUAUUUCAGGUCCGUUCGCAUUUGUCUUUUACGAUGCCGUUCAUGGACGAAUUUUCUUUUCCAGAGAUUGCCUCGGCAGGAGGUCACUCCUGCGUGGCAUGGAUGAGGAUGGCAGUCUGAAGAUCUGCAGCAUAUGCGAUGGAUCUUCGUCUACACAUUUCCAAGAAGUUGGAUUUGAAGGUGUCUAUAUGAUUGACCUUGAGAAAUAUCAAGAUCCGUCUAGAGACUCUGCAGAGCCAUAUAAGAUUGACAUUUUGCCCUGGAGUUCCGAUUCCUCUCCCCUUGCAGGUCAUAUAAAAAACCCCAUUCCACCAAUGAACAUGUCUAUUCCAGAGGAACAGCCUCCGGCUCUAAGACUAGAGACACCCUUCGUCAAGGACCUCCAAUUCAAACUACACCAGUCUCUCACCCUAAGAAUUGAAGACGUACCCGAACCACCGGGUUACGUCCAAGGCGAAAGCGCCAAAAUUGCAGUCCUCUUCUCCGGCGGUCUAGACUGCACACUCCUCGCCCGUCUAUCCCACGACAUCCUCCCCAUCAACGAACCCAUCGAUCUACUCAACGUCGCAUUUGAAAAUCCACGCGUUGCCGCUGCCGCCGCAGCAACCUCAAAGCAGCAAAACUCAUCUUCAUUACCUUCAGCAGAACCUACUUCUUUCUACGAAACAUGUCCAGACCGAAUCACCGGCCGCUCGGCACACACUGGGCUCCAAAGGACCUGUCCAGGCCGGACUUGGCGGUUCGUCGCCAUCGACAUCCCUUACACCGAGACCCUCGCACACCGCGACUCUGUCAAGAGGCUGAUGAGGCCGCACAACACGGAGAUGGAUCUUUCCAUCGCCUGCGCACUGUACUUUGCCUCGCGCGGUCAAGGCACCGUCUCUGAACCCACACCAUCCCCAUACACCACCACGGCUCGCGUUCUCCUCUCGGGUCUCGGCGCUGACGAGCUCUUCGCCGGGUACGGUCGACACGGGGUAGCUUUCUCGCGCGGUGGAUUCCCAGGGCUCAUUUCUGAGAUCCAGUUAGACGUCAGUCGACUCGGACAGCGCAAUCUCGGCCGUGACGACCGCGUUCUCUCUCACUGGGGAAGGGAAACCCGGUUCCCAUACCUGGAUGAGGAAUUUGUCGCGUGGGUGCUGCAGGCACCAGUAUGGCAAAAGUGUGGGUUCGGCCUAGCUGAGCCCCAGAGUGAAGAUGAGGCUCGUCAUCUUGAGGGUAUUGAUAAGGAGAAGAUGGCGCUGCGACUCGUAGCUCUUCAACUUGGAUUGGUCUCUGUUUCCAAGGAGAAAAAGAGGGCAAUUCAGUUUGGGGCGCGGACGGCAAAGAUGGAGAAGGGGAGGACAAAGGGGACUGAUGCUUUGAGUUGA